Stegodyphus dumicola is the source of this 1973-nucleotide messenger RNA. RefSeq lists its product as uncharacterized. NCBI's taxonomy places the organism in Eukaryota, Metazoa, Arthropoda, Arachnida, Araneae, Eresidae. The record is from RefSeq and is a predicted model, not a curated record. Gene Ontology annotation, cellular component: nucleus. Gene Ontology annotation, biological process: positive regulation of transcription by RNA polymerase II. Gene Ontology annotation, molecular function: DNA-binding transcription factor activity, RNA polymerase II-specific; transcription cis-regulatory region binding.
GUAAAAAUGGAAAAAAGAUGAAAGCUCCACUUCAUUGUCCAGUGUCUGGUUGUCUGUAUUCUUCUGGCUCAGAGAGAUAUUUUACUGAAAAAAAGUUUUUAAAUCAGCAUUUUACUAAAGUGCAUGCUGAGAAGAAAUAUUCUUGUGCCAAAUGCAAGAAAAGUUUUGGCCUUGAUUGGUGGCGAAAACAUCAUGAAAAGACUUGUGGAAUUGAAUGGAAAUGCUAUUGUGGUGUGAAAUACACAUCUCGAGAAUCACUUCUGACUCAUGCCAGAAGAACUCAGCAUAAGCUGCCUGAUCAUGUGAUGUGCAAUGAUAAAAUGAAGCAAAAUAAUAUGAAUGUACAAUGUAGAGAGAACCCUGUAAUAGUUCUAAUACAGCCUGUCAUCCAGAACUUAACUUGCGUUCAACCAAUGCAAAUAUCAGCAUCAAAACCACGACCUAUACUUCCAAAGGCUUCGCCUCCUGUUUUGUUAACACUGCCAGUUCCAGUAAACUUUGUUUUUAACCAACCUCAGUCAUUUAUGAGCAAUACUGAGCAAUCAAAUCAAACUGAUUCUGUAUCUGAUCAUUGUGAUGAUCAAAGUAUUCAGAACCAUCAAUUUCAGUCCCAAAAGACUAUUGCAACGCAAACUGCAUGUGAAUUAGAAUAUCCUCUAAAGCUACGAGAAUCUAAAGCUUCACAGUGUAAUCGAAGAGUUCCAAAAUCAAUAGAGGUAGGUACAGAAAGUAUUCAUACUCAAACAGCAGAGAGUGCUGUUGUGAAAAUUAAGAAAAGGAGGUCUCGUAGGAAAUCUGUAGCUAUAACUACAGAAGCCAGUGUUGUAACUGAUCAGAAUGUGGAUUUAAAUCAGUCACUGUGGCCUGGUUUCCAUGAUUUCAUAUUCCAGCAGACGGAUAAUAUAAAUAUUCAAUCUUUUAAAAAUUCUGCAGCUACACAAACUAAUUCUAACAAGGUUUUAUGUGACUCUCAAACAAUUACAGAUGAGGAAUUAUUUAAAUUUACUUGGGAUGAUGUAGCAAAGGAAAAAGAUACCAGUGAGACUUGUAGCUCACCGUUCGAAAUAUUAUCUGAUCUAGCAGCUGUUGAUUCAUUAACUACUUUGCAAGAAGAUAUAAACCAUAAUACUUUAUCUGAGUUAAACAUUUUUGCCAACAAUGCCGUUGCUGACAACGCAUUUGAUUCUACUGUUAAAACGUACAGUACUGAAAAUAGUUCUUUCCAGAAUCCACCUUUGGAGAAGGAUAUUACCAGUGAAACUUGUUCUCUUUUUUCAGUAUUUGGGAAUUGCUCUAAACCGGAGUUGCAAAAUAAAGUAUCUCAACCUACAUUAUCUGAUAUACACACGCAAACUAUGGCUUCUACUAUCUUAGAUGAUAAUUUACUUGCAAAUAUGGAAACACAAACAACUGAUGAUUUCAUCUUUUCAGAUUUGGAAUUUUCUGAUACUGAAACACAAACUCCAUGGGAAGAUUUCCCAAAUAUUGAUGAUUCUCCAAUGCAGGCAGAUCAGUUAUCAAUAGAAAUUCAAACAGAUUUUUCAUCUUUCAAUCCUGGGCUAAAUCAGGAUCCAUACAAAUUUAUAAAUAGCAUGGAUGUGCAGAGCAUGAUUGGUGGCUGUUCAAAUAAAGAGACAUUGGGUGUUAAUAUUGAAACUCAAACUCUUGAUAAAUUAACCUUUCCACAGUUUACCAAUUCUGAAUCUCAAACAUUAGAUAUGUCUGAUUUCUUAUUUACUUCCUAAGUUCAAAUUAAAGGAGUUAUUUAUAAAUAACACUGUAGGUCCUCCAGCAAAAGUUUUUGCAGAAAGAUUGAACAAAUUUAAAGCUACUAAGUGCAUUCCACUAUGUGUAUUUUGUAUAAAUUAGAGGAUAACUUUUGUUUUUAUAAAAGUUGUAAAAUUGUUGUUUAUCUGUUUAUUUAUAAAAUGUAUUUAUUGUUUUAUAUUAUGUUUAUUUUCCUAAUUUUGAAU